AUGCCGUCUCCCGCUGCCGGCAAGAAUCAAGACACUCCUCGCACUCCCACCAAGCUCGGACGCAAGCCCCAGUCGCAGCGCACCCCCAAGCUCGGCGAGCAAGCCAAGGACCAGCAGCAGCAACAACAGCAGAAGCCCGAAGCCCCCGAGAUGCAGAAGCCCGAGACUGACACGCCGGACCUCCCACCCCGGCCGUCCGUCGAGGGCGAGAGCGGCGAGGAUGUAAAGGGCAAGGCCGAGGACACGGCCAAGAAGGCAAAGGACGCGCCCCAGCAAGCUAGCGAGACCGCUAGUGAGACGGGCGACGAGGCCACGGGCAAGGUGUCCGAGGCCACCGGCGAGCUGAAGGAGCAGGAGCCCAAGCCGCUCAGCAGCGGCGAGGAGGACAACGACACCGACCAGCCGCCGAAGAAGGAGGCUGAAGACGACGAUGAUGAUGACACCGCGACGGAGAAGGCGGGCGACCUUGGCGAGGAGGCCGAGGACACGGCCGAAUCUGCGCAGCCCACUCCCGUCGAGUCUGAGGAGCCCGCGCAGGCGGCCCAGACCGCCGGCAGGCGAGGCAAGAAGUCCGGCGGCAACGUCCUUAACGGCGCCAAGAACCUGGCUGGCCGCGCCUCGAGCUUGGCCGGUCAGGGCGGUCAGGGCCCCAGGAAGGCCGCUCAGGGUGCCGAAGACACCGCUGAAGGAGCUGCCGAAGGCGCUCAGGACACUGCUGAAGGCGCCAAGGACAUCGCUCAGGACACCACUGAAGGCGCUCAAGACACUGCUGAAGGCGCCAAGGACACCGCUCAGGACACCACUGAAGGUGCCCAGGAUACCGCUGAAGGUGCCAAGGACACCGCUGAGGGUGCGACUGGCGCCGUCGACGAGGCCAAAGACACUGCCGAAGGUGCUGCUGACCAAGCCAAGGGUGCCGCUGAAGACACCACUGGCCAGGAGCUCCCUGACACCCCUGACCUCUCCAUCCUCAAGGGCCUCGAGGUCCAAGAGGACGGCAGCAUCCUCGACAACGAGGGCAACCAGAUCGGUCGCCUCGUCGAGGGUGACGCCGAAGACCUCCAGGGUUACUCCAUCGGCGAGGACGGCGAGAUCCUCGACGACGAUGGUGACCUCGUCGGCCGCUGCGAGGUUCUGCCCGAGAAGGUCGACGCCAUGAAGAAGCAGGCCGAGGACAAGGCGAAGCAGGGCGAGCCCAAGCUGCCUGGCCUCGACAUCCUCAACGGUCUGACCGUCAACCAGGCAGGCGAGAUCUUCAACGAGGAUGGCGAUGUUGUCGGCCGCGUUACCGACGGUGAUGUCUCCGAGCUCAAGGGCCGCAGCGUCAACGAGAAGGGUGAGAUCCUCGAUGAUGAUGGCAAUGUUAUUGGCCACGCCGAGAUCCACCCCGACGCCGCCGACCUCAUUGACCAGGACGAGGACGAGACUCCCGACGGCGCGGCCGAGGCCGCUGAGGGCGCCCCCACGGAUGCCACUGGCGAGGCCGUCGAGGGUGCCAAGUCCCAGACCGAGGGUGCGAAGUCGCGCGCCGAGGACGAGAUCCCUGACCUCCCUGGCGUCUCGGCGCUUGAGGGCAGGGAAAUCAACUCCGAGGGCGAGAUCGUCGAUGACGAAGGCAACGUCCUCGGCCAGGUCGCCGACGGCGUCGAUGUUAGCAAGGUCAAGGGCCUCACCGUCAACGAGGCGGGUGAGGUCGUCGACGAGGAUGGCAACGUGCUCGGCAAGGUUGAACUUGCCGAGGGCGCUGCUGAGAAGCUCCAGGAGGAGCUUGGCCCCAUGUCGCUCGACCUGAGGAUCCUUGAAGGCCUCAAGGUCAACAAGAAGGGCAAGGUCCUCAACGAGGAAGGCGAGGAGAUUGGCCAGCUCACCGAAGGCGAGCUCAAGUACGCCGCUGGCAAGACCAUCAACGACAAGGGCGAGGUGGUCGACAAGGACGGCAAGGUCGUCGGCAAGGUCGAGGUCGUACCUGGCGAGGCCGCCAACGAGGCCAUGAAUGAACUGCGCGAGCGCCUCGGCGAGGUCGAGGAGGACACCGGUCCCAAGCAGAUCAUCCCCAACCUUGACAUCAUGGACGGCCUCAAGGUCAACAAGAAGGGUCAGGUCUUGAACGAGGAUGGUGACCCCAUCGGCGAACUCAUGCAGGGCGAGCUUUCCGACUGUGCCGGCAAGAAGAUUAACGACCAGGGCGAAGUCCUUGACAAGGACGGCAACAUCAUUGGAAGAGUCCGCGCUCUGCCUCAAGAGAUGACGCCUUCGGAGGCCGAGGAGGCCAUCGAAGGUGGCGCCGAGGAGUACAAGGACGAAGCCGAGGAUGCUCAGGAGGCCGCUGAAGAUGCCCAGGAGGGCGCCGAAACCGCUCAGGAGAACGCCGAGCAGGCCGCCGAGGAUGCUGAGCAGGCCGGCCCCGAGCUGCCUCCUCUCUCCACCCUUGAUGGCCUCACGGUCAACAAGGCCGGCAAGCUCGUCAACGACGACGGUGUCAUUGUCGGUGAGCUGACCGAGGGUGACGCCAAGAAGCUUUCCAAGAUGGGCGUCACUGCCGAUGACCAAGGCCAGUUCUGGGACAACAAGGGCAACGUCAUCGGUCGUGCCCAAACCGUCCCCAUCGAUGACGGCAACGAGGAAGGCGCUUUCGCCGGCCUCGAGGGCCUUAUCGUCGUCAAGGACGGUUAUGUCGAGGAUGAGAACGGCAACAAGGUCGGUAUCAUCACCGAGGGCGAUGCCAAGAAGCUCGUUGGCCGUGCCGUUGAUGAAGACGGAGACAUCAUUGACAAGAAGGGCUCCGUCGUCGGCCAUGCCGAGCGCUGGGAGGAGGAAGAGCCCGAGCCCGAGCCCGAGGAGGAGCCCCUCGACCUCUCCAUGCUGGCUGGCAAGACCCUCAACAAGCAGGGCAACGUCAUCGGCGACGAGGGCGUCCCGGUUGCCCGCCUCGUCGAGGGUAACGCCAAGGAGCUCGUCGGCAAGAGGCUCGAUGACCAAGGCCAGAUCUGGAAUGACCAGGGCAAGGUCAUCGGCCGCGUCGAACUCAUUCCUGAGAACGAGCGGGAGUCCAAGCCCGAGGGACCGUUUGCUGGUCUUCAGGGUCUCCGUGUCGUUGCCGACGGUAAGAUUGCCGACGAGGACGAGAACAUUGUUGGCGAAAUCACCGAGGGUAACCCCAAGCGUCUCAUCGGCCUCGCUGUCGAUGAGGAUGGCGAUAUCAUCGAUCGGUACGGCAACGUCAAGGGACAUGCCGAGCCUCUCGAGGAAGAGCCCGAGGAGGAAAUCGACCUCUCGAUUCUCGACGGUAAGCUGCUGAACAAGCAGGGUUAUGUCGUCAACGAAGAGGGCAUUCCUUUCGGCAGGCUUGUCGAGGGCAACGUUAAGGAGCUUGCUGGUCGUCGUUGCGAUGAGGAAGGUCUUAUCCACAACGACACCGGUAAGAUCGUUGGCCGCUGCGAGCUCAUUCCCGCGAGUGAGCGCGAGAGCAAGCCUGAGGGACCCUUCGCCGGUCUUGAAGGUUUGCGCGUGAUUGCCGACGGCAAGGUUGCUGAUGAGGAUGGUAAUGUCGUCGGUGAGAUUACCGAGGGCGACCCUAGGAAGCUCAUCGGCAACCACGUCGACGAAGACGGCGAUAUUAUUGACAAGCACGGUAACGUCAAGGGUCACGCCGAGCCUCUUCCUGAGGAAGAGGCGGAAGCGCCUCCUGACCUUUCCAUUCUCGACGGCAAGAUGCUCAACAAGCAAGGUUUUGUUGUCAACGAGGACGGUAUUCCUCUGGGCAAGCUUGUUGAGGGCAAUGUCAAGGAACUCGCUGGUCGCCGCUGUGACGAGGAGGGCCAGAUCCACGGCGAUACCGGCAAGGUUGUCGGUCGCUGCGAGCUUAUCCCCGAGAACGAGCGUGUCGCCAAGCCGGAAGGUCCCUUCGCCGGCCUGGAAGGCCUCAAGGUCGUCCACGGCGGAAAGGUCGAGGACAUUGACGGCAACGUCGUGGGUGAGAUCACCGAGGGUGACCCGAAGAAGCUGCUCGGCAACUCUGUUGAUGAAGACGGUGACAUUAUCGACAAGUACGGCAAUGUCAAGGGCCACGCUGAGCCUUGGGAGGAGGAGGAGCAGACUCCCGAGGAUCUGUCGGCGUUGGCUGGCUGCACCGUCAACAAGGCCGGCAACGUUGUCGACUCGGCGGGUGCCGUCAUCGGUCGCAUCGCCGAGGGUGACCCCAAGACCAUGGUCGGCAAGAAGGUCGAUGGCCAGGGUCAGAUCUGGGACAACGCAGGCAACGUCGUGGGCCGCGCUGAGCUCGCCAAGGGCGCCGACACGACGCCCGAGGGCCCCUUCGCUGGCUUCGACAGCAUCACCGUCGUCAAGGACGGCUUGGUUGUCACGCCCGACGGCUCCAUUGUUGGUCGUGUGAUCGAGGGCGACGUCAAGAAGCUCGUCGGUCACCACGUCGACGAGGAGGGUGACAUCUCCGACAAGCACGGCAACACCAUCGGCAAGGCCGAGAGGUGGGAGCCCGAGGAGAAGGAGCGCCGCAUCAACCCCAUGUCGGGCCGCCGCGUCAACAAGGAAGGCGAGGUGCGCGACGAGAACGGUGACAUCAUGGGCCGUUUGACGGCUGGCGACCUGGGCCACUGCGCCGGUCUCGAGGUCGACGACAACGGUUAUGUCAUCGACAACGAUGGUAACAAGGUCGGCGAGGUUACGCUGCUCGCGAACAUUGUCGAGGAGGAGGAGGAAGAGGAGGGCCUUACUGAGGAGGAGCUCGAGGAGUUGCGCAAGAAGAAGGAGGAUGCUGAGCUGGCCGACAAGAUGGCCAACAUCUGCCAGCAGACUCUGGAGCGCGUCCAGCCCGUCUGCAAGCAGAUCACCGAGUACAUUGAGAAGGCGGAUCGCACUCCUCGCGAGGAGCUCGACGAGGAAGAGCUCGUCAACAACGUCAAGCCUCUCAUCGAGGAGGGUGGUCGUAUCCUGCAAGAGUGCAACGGCUCGCUGCGCGGUCUCGACCCCGACGGCCGCAUCGCCGCGCAGGCCAAGGGCCGCGCCAACACGCGCGAAGCCACGCCCGAGGAGUACCGCCUGGCCGACUGCCUGAAGGAGCUGACGACGACGGUUGUCACGACCAUCGACAACGCUAAGAAGAAGAUUGCCGACAUGCCGCACGCCAAGAAGAAGCUGAACCCGCUGUGGGCGCUGCUGACGGAGCCGCUGUUCCAGAUCAUCGCGGCCGUGGGCCUGCUGCUGAGCGGCGUGCUGGGCCUGGUGGGCCGUCUGCUCAACGGGCUCGGCCUGGGCGGCCUCGUCAACGGCCUGCUGGGCGGUCUGGGCAUCCACAAGCUGCUCAGCGGCUUGGGCCUGGGCUCUAUCAGCGAGGCGCUCGGCGGCAAGAAGGAGAAGAAGAAGAGCGGCGGUGGUGGCGCUGCUGGCUUGCCGCUUGUCGGCGGUAUGUUUGGCGGCAAGUAA
Aplosporella prunicola CBS 121167 is the source of this 5442-nucleotide messenger RNA. RefSeq lists its product as uncharacterized. Bases 1 to 5442 code for a protein of 1813 amino acids. The transcript is spliced from 4 exons. The record is from RefSeq and is a predicted model, not a curated record. NCBI's taxonomy places the organism in Eukaryota, Fungi, Ascomycota, Dothideomycetes, Botryosphaeriales, Aplosporellaceae.